Pestalotiopsis fici W106-1 is the source of this 2046-nucleotide messenger RNA. RefSeq lists its product as uncharacterized. The coding region runs from base 1 to 2046 and encodes 681 amino acids. The transcript has a single exon. The record is from RefSeq and is a predicted model, not a curated record. Lineage: Eukaryota; Fungi; Ascomycota; Sordariomycetes; Amphisphaeriales; Sporocadaceae.
AUGGACAAGACUGACUACGCCGCAGACCAGUACGGUCGCCCAGAUACAUCCCAAGUCCCUGGCACUGGCGUUGCUAUAGGCCCUGGGACACAAGGCGGUAUACAUGCCAGUGAGCUAGGCAGUGACCGAUCUGGGACAAAGACAAACGAUUUUACCAGUGGCAUUGAGGGAACCCAAGCUGCUCACAGUUCUUACAAUACUGGUCAAAAAUCUGAGAGCGAUUAUCAUCAUCAUCCUCACACUCAGAGGGCCAGUGUGGGGGGCCGUGAAGGAAAUCCUCUGGCAUCUGGCGAAUCCCCCAACGAUUCUCUACGGAAUGAUGUCACGAGUAGGGACUACCAUGGCAGUUCACCAAGUAUUGUCAAUACUUCUUCUUUGAGCGGGCGUCACCGGGAUGACAAUGAUACGCUUGGACGUUCCGCCGAGCAUGUCCCACGUUCGUCUGCGACCGAGUCGACUGCCCAUGGGCUUGGUAGCCACACUUCUAAUUAUUCAAGUACUGGCAAUACCAAAGACACAAAUGCCCUGGGCAGUGCAACUGCGACGCCUCAGCAACAAACAAUGGCCGGGCACAAGAAUCCAUCCGUGGUAGCCGCCAGUCAGCCAACCACACAUGAGACUGGCUCGAUGCUCGACGUCGGUGAUGUGCCGGUACACUCUGCACACCACUCUUCCAGUCACAACCCGACUCAUACAUCCAAUCAGGACCCCACCACCUCAGGCCAUGAUGGUAACAAGGCCGGUUCCCACACUGCACGAGAUGGGGCAGGCAUGGCCACCGCUGGUGCAGUUGCGGCUUAUGCUGCCCACCACCAUAAUCAGCAUGAUUCAAGAUCAUCUACCUCCAAACCCACUGGCUCUGGAAUUGACCCUACAGAUUCAGACCCUCGAGCUGGACAAACAAGCAUCGACAGGAAUGGGUCGCGUCAAUGUCAUCAAAACGAGCGGGACGAUUCCAGUGCUCUGCACCAUGGUACCCCUGCUGUAGGCCAGGAUGACCGCCUCGACACUGCUCGCUCAGGUCAUGGAGAUCAUAGAUCUCGAGAUGCUGCACUGGCAUUUGGUGCUGGUGCUGCUGCCUAUGGUACUCACGAGCAUGAGCAACACAACAAGAGAUCAGAAACUUCUGCAUCACAACCAAUUGGAUCUGGAACUGAUCCCACUCACGCAGAUCCUAGGACUGCUGUUGGCACUACGGGAAGUACAUACCACGACCCGCAGUCUGGUAAUGCGGACCAUAGGUCCCGAGAUGCCGCACUUGGCGCUGGCGCCGCAACCGGAGUAGCUGCCUAUGGCAUGCAUGAAUAUAACAAGUACAAGGAACCGUCUGCCUCGCGGAAGCCUGUCGGGUCCGGGGUCGAUUCGACUCACUUAGAUUCCAGGACUUCUCCAAGCGGCGAUCAUCGUGAUCCCCAGUCCGCUUCUAGGGAUCAUAUCGGAAACGAUGCUGCAAUCGCGGGUGCUGGCGCUGCCGGUGGCUACACCGCCUCUCGUCUUGCACGACACCACAAUGAACCAUCCAUCGGUCAGCGCGGUGAGGGCAUGUCUGAUGAAUCGCAGCGAGCUGGAGUUGAUCGUGGCACCUAUGGGCAACCAUCAACGGCCAGUGCUGCAACCCACGUGCCCUCGACGACUGCUCACACUCAAGGACAGUACAAUACACUUCCCGGCGGUACACCUUCAGGCAUUGCGGUCAAUGCUACUUCCGCGAAUCGCAAUGAACCAACAACUACUCAAGGUGCUCCUCGCACCACCGGUAUCAGUAGUGGUUCUGCUGGACGUGGUGACAAUGAGCCGUACUAUAGUCUUUCUUCGGGAACACCAUCCGGGAUCGCCCCGAGUGACCAGCAGAGGGGCAGUGGCGUCAGUGCCAACAACUAUCAGACCCCCUCAAGCCAUGGUCAAAUUUCGGGUGUUGGUACAGGUUUGAAGGCCAGCGCCGCUGCAGCUGCGGAACAGCUCCGGUCUACUGGUCGAGUUACCCACCGGUGCCAGAAUUGUCACGAGGAUAUGGACAUUAGCAAACAUUUUAUUAGCAGCCAGUAA